AUGGGGAAGAUCAAAUAUCAGUCGAUGGUCUUGGUGACCAGCUCGCUUGUGACUGUAACAGUGACAGCGCUUUUGGCAUUGGCAGUCUAUGUGAAUGUGAAACAGCCAGUGGCCGGGGAAGUCUCCACGCCGGGUUUCCCAGCCCUCAAUGUUAGCGCAUCCCAGUGGAAUGUCGGUUGCACUGUUUUAGGAACAGCGGUUGGGAUACUGGUGACGGCAGGCCUUGCUUUUGACGAUGGCUUGCUCACGCGGGAAGCUAUACUUUGCACAGAAGGUGUCGCUCCCUUUUAUCUGCGUCCAUUGACGAUACCGCGUGGAAUGGACCAAGUCAGAAAUGGCUGGUCCCAUGCCACUCGUAUGUUCCUUCUAUUCCUGACAAUCGUGGCGACCUUAUCUACCACAGCAACUGUGGCCAUAUUUGGCGUUCAUAAUGUGGAGCAAUCCCUUUAUAAUCCAACGGCGAGCUGGCCCUUGGCAACGAUUCUCAAGGUUAAGGAUGAGGAGACAGACCUCGCGACAAAUUCCUACAAUCUCGCGACUUUAGAUGCGUUCCUGUUUAGGAGUGCGUAUAUUGCGGGACUCAAUACAUCCACGAAGUGGAAAUCAGACUAUCCCGGCUUCCUGUCGAGAUGGUUACCAGAAUCUGGCUCAUUAGGGGACACAUUAUAUCCCACCUUGCAUACAAGCGGCAUUGGCCUGAACGUGUCGUCCUACCUCGACUACACAGGACGCCCACGGAUCGGAUUCGACGUCCCGGCCACAUACACCUUUAACAAACUCUACGGGGAAGUAUUCGGCACGCACAUCUACGUUACAUGCAGCGAUGCGCAACACGCAUUGACGACCGAUAUGGUAUCGAACAGUGGGAACAAUUUCAGCAGCUGGUACUAUCAAAUCGACACCCAGAAAGGUGCCCACCUGGCCCUCUCUUCCGAGAUUGACAUCUUCACCAUAGGCUCUGCCCUGAUCUACCAACACGGCGUACCAAUUCUGACAAUAGCCGUCCCGUUCGAUGCGCACAAGGUGGUCGUGUACGAAUGUACAUACUCUGGUAAUGAUUUCGUCGCAUCCGUAUCGGUUGAUUCUCGCGUCUCCCCACUGAGAAUUGUAGCCGAGAAAGGGAACAGCUCGAGCAUCGACACCGACACCAAGAAAAUGCUGGCGUACUCCAUGAGCACCCUCCUUUCCAAGCAAGGGGGUGGCAGUCUCGUUCGUGCCUGGCAGACUCUCGACAUCGAAAAACCGGCGUCUUUCGAGGGCGACAGCGAGACGCUCAGGAGGAACCUGGAAAAGGUCUUCAGCCAGAUGGGAGAAGCGCUGAUCAGUCUUUGGCGGCAGGACUUUGAAAGGGCCGAUUAUCAUGAGGCCUCCGACUUACCUACUCCGAGGGGCGUCCCAGCGCUGGCGGUCGCCGUUUUGGUGACUAUUGCUAAACUCGGUGGGGGGUCUUGGGGAUGGUUGAGCGUGUAUAUCUUGUUUCUAAUGGGGUCCCUGAGCAGUAUUGUUCGAUAUUGUCGGGUACGUCGAAUACUGCAAACUGAUGUUCAGGAUCCUUUGAGGAUUCUGGAGAUGACCUUGGAGGGAGGGAAGGAGGUUAGCUUGAGAUCGCGGAUCAGGAUCCAAGAUAAGUUGGAAGUGAUAUCUUCGAGUACUGGGUUGCUAUUAAAUGAUACUGUUGGAGAGAGGAGCGAAACAUUGCAUUUAUAA
This is a messenger RNA of Aspergillus lentulus, 1707 nucleotides long. RefSeq lists its product as uncharacterized. The record is from RefSeq and is a predicted model, not a curated record. NCBI's taxonomy places the organism in Eukaryota, Fungi, Ascomycota, Eurotiomycetes, Eurotiales, Aspergillaceae.